AUGGAUAGAGAUGUCCCCACGUCAGCUUGUACGUCUAAGGAUUUCUGCUCCGCCAGUCUGCCUCAAAGUGACUGUAGUGCAGCGUCGCGGAGGAACUAUGCGAGGAUUAUUGUGAGACGUUUCCAACAGCAGAAUAUGGAUUUUGAUGAACGGAUCUCUGGCUCCAAUAUGUAUUUACCGAGCUGCACUUACUACGUCUCCGGAACAGACUUCUCGGGUCUCCCUCAUUAUUUAACCCAGAGCCAGUCGUCUUGCCCCAUGACAUACUCCUAUCAGUCCUCAGCUCUGCCACAGGUCCCGUCCGUGAGAGAUGUGGCUUUCAGAGACUAUGGCAUCGAUACUUCAAGUAAAUGGCACCACAGCAGGGGGAGCCUGUCACACUGCUAUGCUGAGGAUAUCGUGCACAGGGACAGCUGGGCGAACCCGACCUCACGGGGGGGAGAGAUCCUGGUGAAAGGCGGCUCCAGCGCCAGCCACCCCAGCUCCUCCACACGGGCGCCCGGCUUCUACGGCAGCGUUGGCAGGAACGGCGUCCUGCCGCAGGCGUUCGAUCAGUUUUUCGACACAGCCUACGGGGGCGCAGAGAACAGCACGACGCCGACGGCGCAGGCACCGGACACGGACACGCCCGCCGAGACGAGCCCCGCUCCCGCACACCCUGGCUCGGACACGGCGGAGAGCUGCAGCCCCAAGUCGUCCUCCGGCCACAGCGAGGAGAAGCAGAGCAAAAGCAGCAGUGGCCAGAGGACGCGCAAGAAGAGAUGUCCAUACUCCAAAUAUCAGAUCAGGGAACUAGAGAGGGAAUUCUUUUUCAGCGUUUACAUCAACAAAGAGAAGCGUCUGCAGCUCUCACGGAUGCUCAAUCUGACAGAUCGCCAGGUCAAAAUUUGGUUUCAGAACAGGAGGAUGAAGGAGAAGAAACUGAACAGAGACCGUUUACAGUACUACACAACAAACCCCCUGCUAUAAAAACUGAACAAAAGACUGCGAUCAUGAGCACCCUCAACACAUCUAGAUCAUUACCUGGACAGGAAGACGGGUUUUAAUGCGCCAGGUUCCAUAAAGUAUUCUUCUAUUCAUCAAUUUUGUCAUUAAACACAACCGGUAUUAUUAUUAUUAUUAUUAUUAUUAUUAUUAUUAUUAUUAUUAUUAUUAUUUCCGUCUCUCCAAGUUAAAUGGUUUCCUACAUGGUGUGUUUACGCAGAUAACCGGAUGUGUCUUUCUUUUAUAUUGUUUAACAUUACACACCGGGAUUGCUGAACUGCAUUGUCAAAAUUAUACAUUUUCUUUAAAAUUAAAUUUUAUUUCCCAAUUUUA
Mugil cephalus (flathead mullet) is the source of this 1317-nucleotide messenger RNA. RefSeq names its product homeobox A11b (gene hoxa11b). Lineage: Eukaryota; Metazoa; Chordata; Actinopteri; Mugiliformes; Mugilidae. The record is from RefSeq and is a predicted model, not a curated record. Gene Ontology annotation, molecular function: DNA-binding transcription factor activity, RNA polymerase II-specific; RNA polymerase II cis-regulatory region sequence-specific DNA binding. Gene Ontology annotation, cellular component: nucleus. Gene Ontology annotation, biological process: anatomical structure development; regulation of transcription by RNA polymerase II.